Messenger RNA from Anopheles bellator, 1475 nucleotides. RefSeq names its product zinc finger protein OZF-like. The transcript has 2 exons. Lineage: Eukaryota; Metazoa; Arthropoda; Insecta; Diptera; Culicidae. Gene Ontology annotation, molecular function: DNA-binding transcription factor activity; zinc ion binding; RNA polymerase II cis-regulatory region sequence-specific DNA binding. The coding region runs from base 99 to 1475 and encodes 458 amino acids. The record is from RefSeq and is a predicted model, not a curated record. Gene Ontology annotation, biological process: regulation of transcription by RNA polymerase II. Gene Ontology annotation, cellular component: nucleus.
UGCAAUCCUUGUGCCGUGUUUGUUUGGAGCAACUGGGUGAAGAGGAGGACGGAUUGAUAUCGAUUUUUCGUGUUUUCUUCCGCGAUGUUCCCGUAGGAAUGGUAAUGAACGAGCUGUUCAAUCUACAGAUCUCGGAGAAUGAUUGCUUCCCCCAGAACAUGUGUGGAAGAUGCUUUCUAGAGCUGCAAACCGUGUACUCGUUUCGAGACAAACUGCUCCAGUCGGACAAAUCUCUUCGAAGCACGAGUACGGAAGAGCGUGAUGGCGUGGCGCCGGGCUCGAUUCCAGCGCAGGGCACAGGUGAACUGAUCGAUCAUAAGUAUAGGACGAUCGAAAUCAUCUCCACCGCUUGCUAUGUGUGUGGCAAGCCUAGCAACGAUUCUGGGCAAUCUUACAUGGUACGACCGAUACCAGACGGUGCUGAUAUAUCGGGCUCAGACUCGACGAAAGCAAUCUGCACUGAGUGCCAGAGAAAGCCUGAACUCCUAGAAGAAAAGGAUGACGAUACCGUUCCUGCACAGUCCCUAGAUAUCGAUAUACUUGAGCAAUGUCCGAUAAAGGAAGCAAAUGGCAGUGAGCUGAAAUGUCAAAGGUUCUGCUGUGUAACACAUUGCAAAGAGAUGUUUGAAAACGAGUUGGAUCUAGUGGAGCACGCACAGCAGCUCCAUUCUCUCAAGCUGCGGUGGAAUGAACAACGGCAGCAAUCGGACAAGCCAUUCAAAUGUAACGUUUGUUUUCGGGCGUUCAACUCAUCGAAAAAUCUGCGCAUUCAUCAGUUUGUGAGAUCGAACCAGUUGGGAAAACUGUACCCGUGCCGUGAGUGUCCUUUCCGUGCCGUAAGCAAUGCGCUACUAACGAUCCACGAGCGAUCGCACACCGGGGAACGACCGUUUGUGUGCACUGUUUGUAAGAAGCGUUUCUUCUCCGAACUCAACCUAAAAAAUCAUCAAGUUUGUCACCAAACGGAGCGACCAUUCGGUUGCUCUUACUGUUCGAAAUCAUUCGCUCGUAAGCGAAAUAUGGAGGAUCACUUUCGGGUGUGCCAUUCGGAUGAAAAGCCGUACCAGUGUGUCGUAUGUUCGGCACAGUUUAAAGUGCCACAACACCUGCGGCUCCACCAGCGGCUUCAUACGGGUGAAAAACCGUACCGGUGCAGUUACUGCCCAAUGUGUUUCUACAAUACUUCCGAUCGAAAGCGGCACGAACUGUCGCACACGGGAGAAAAGCCUUAUACUUGUGUCUGCGGGGUGGCGUACACUCGCAAACGUACGCUCACGAUCCAUGAACGGACGCAUACCGGCGAAAGGCCAUUUAAUUGUGAUGUUUGCGGUAAAACGUUUAUUCAAUCUUCGCUGCUGAAGAGGCACACAGCGCGUCAUCACAACGUGCAGAUGGACAGAGAUGCGGAAAACGAAGCAGAAUGUGCACCAAAUGAAGCAAGUAAUACCCAAAGCCAAAGAGCACGCAUCGUGUAA